AUGAAUGGAGUACGAAGCAAUUGGGAGGUGGAUGCGUUGCUAAGGCAACAGAAAGAGAAGCUACAAAGCAAACGUGCACAGAGAGCAGAGGCACGUAUGCGACAUGAGGCAGAAAAGAAACUACUAAAGAGCCAGUGGUGUUGCCUCCAUAGGUUGAAGUUUUUAUUGGAGGAGAACAAGCGACACAAGGCUGCCAACGCUCAGUUGGUCCGGCAGACGAAUCAACAGCAUCGGGAGAUGGAGGCUGCUCUAGCCGACAAGCGACUGGAGCUUGCAAUCGAACAGCACAAACGUAAAGAGCGAGAUGCCGAGACAGCCAAAGCGAAUGCGAAUGCGCAAGUACCAACAGAACAAGUAGAUGUUGCUGAUAACGGUCUGCAGGAAGACGAAGAAGCGCCACGGUUUACGUUACAGGAGUUGUCGGAUCGGAUACGAACAGAGGAGCGCAAUAUUCGGACAUACCACCGGAAGAUCACAAAUACGAAGGAGAAUCUGAGGAAAAACAAAACCGACCUGCAGCAAAAGGAGUUAAAGUACAACGCAAUCGUUGCACAGAGAGAUGAGAAGGAAAUUCGCCGCCAAGAACUCGAGGUCAAAAUAAGCUCGCUCAGGAAGGAACUCGGAACUUAAUCCUGAUAAGACGGCAUACCGGUAUUCGAAAUGUGGA
This is a messenger RNA of Sphaeroforma arctica JP610, 667 nucleotides long. RefSeq lists its product as hypothetical. The record is from RefSeq and is a predicted model, not a curated record. The transcript is spliced from 7 exons. Lineage: Eukaryota; Ichthyosporea; Ichthyophonida. The coding region runs from base 1 to 630 and encodes 209 amino acids.